GUAAUCAUCCGGUCGCCUCCGCUUACGUGAAUUAAUUCUAUAUAUGGAUAUAGCCGCCCAGCAUCAGCAGCUAUUUACCCACGACUCAACAAGCAUACAGUUCUCAUUAUAGCAUACUUUGACCGUCGUCACAGGUAUUGUAGUGACUUCCACACUGUUGAUCGAGAGAUGUUGACAAAUGCAAACCACUGCGGCGAUCGAGAGAUAUCAGCAUCAAAUGACAUCUGCUGUGAAAUUCCAGACAAAUUGACAUCACAUGACAGUUUUUAUAGCAAAGAUGAUGGGCAGUUCUGGUGCGACACCUGCGGGCGUGGUCUGCAAGACCUGAUUAGCUUGAGACAGCAUGUUGCACAGCACAUUGUUGAUUCCAUCAGAGACAAAAAUGAAACCUAUGCCAGCCAAUCGUUACAUGCAGUCCUUUUGAGUAACCAGGAACCUGUUACAGAUGGAAAUGUGAGGACAGAAUUAGAAGACUCUACUCUAGGGGCUCCCGAUUGUGCAGAGACUGCUGGUGGUCUGUACACAUGCUCAGUAUGCAGGGCAGAGUUCUCAGAGGUGCAGGGGUUCAGGAGACACCAAAGUGUACACAAUGCAACAGGCAUUACAUCUCCAAGUCAAAAUAGGCUUCAGUACAAUGAGGGGUUCAUUUCGUCAAGUACUAAUCAUGCAAGGAUUUGCAGUAAAGAGCGACCACAUAUUUGCAACGUAUGUGGAAAGGGCUUUUUUACCAUAAAGACACUCAAGCAGCACAUGAGUUUUCACACGGGAGAGCGGCCCUUCAGUUGCAGCGUUUGUGGAAAGGGCUUUGUCACCAAAGGCCAACUCAAGUUGCACAUGAGGAGUCACACAGGAGAGCGGCCCUACAGUUGCAGCGUUUGUGGAAAGGGCUUUUAUGCCAAAAACACACUCAAGCAGCACAUGAGUAUUCACACGGGAGAGCGGCCCUUCAGUUGCAGCGUUUGUGGAAAGGGCUUUGUCACCAAAGGCCAACUCAAGUUGCACAUGAGGAUUCAUACAGGAGACGGGCAACACAGUUGCAGUGUUCGUGCAUAUCAGUGCAGCGUAUGUGGAAAAGACUUUGAUAAAGCCUACAAGCUCAAAAGGCAUAUGAAUAUUCACACGGGAGAGUGGCCUCACAGUUGCAGUGUUUGCGGAAAGGGUUUUCUCUGCAAAUCAUACCUCACUAAUCAUAAGAGGAUUCACACAGGAGAGUUGCCUUACAGUUGCAGUGUUUGCGGAAAGGAGUUUUCCUGCAAAUCAUACCUCACUAAGCAUAUGAGGAUUCACACAGGAGAGUUGCCUUACAGUUGCAGUGUUUGCGGAAAGGACUUUUUCUGCAAAUCAUACCUCACUAAUCAUAUGAGGAUUCACACAGGAGAGUUGCCUUACAGUUGCAGUGUUUGCGGAAAGGACUUUUUCUUCAAAUCAUACCUCACUAAUCAUAUGAGGAUUCACACAGGAGAGCGGCCUCACAGUUGCAGUGUUUGUGGAAAGAGGUUUGUCUACAAAUCAAACCUCAGUCAGCAUAUGAGGAUUCACACAGGAGAGCGGCCUCACAGUUGCAGUGUUUGUGGAAAGAGGUUUGUCUGCAAAUCAUACCUCAGUCAUCAUAUGAGGAUUCACACAGGAGAGCGGCCUCACAGUUGCAGUGUUUGUGGAAAGAGGUUUGUCUGCAAAUCAUACCUCAGUCAGCAUAUGAGAAUUCACGCAGGAGAGGGGCCUCACUGUUGCAGUGUUUGCGGAAAGAGGUUUGUCUACAAAUCAUACCUCAGUCAGCAUAUGAGGAUUCACACAGGAGAGGGGCCUCCCAGUUGCAGUGUUUGUGGAAAGAGGUUUGUCUGCAAAUCAUACCUCAGUCAGCAUAUGAGAAUUCACGCAGGAGAGGGGCCUCACAGUUGCAGUGUUUGUGAAAAGAGGUUUGUCUACAAAUCAUACCUCAGUCAGCAUAUGAUGAUUCACACAGGAGUGGGGCCUCACAGUUGCAGUGUUUGUGGAAAGUGGUUUGUCUACAAAUCAUACCUCAGUCAGCAUAUGAGGAUUCACACAGGAAAGGGGCCUCACAGUUGCAGUGUUUGUGGAAAGAGGUUUGUCUUCAAAUCAUACCUCACUAAGCAUAUGAGUAUUCACACAAGAGAACGGCCUCACAGUUGCAGCGUGUGUGGAAAGGGCUUUGUCAGCAAAUGCAAACUCAAGCAUCACAUGCAAUGCCAUACCGACGAAAAACCUUACCAAUGUUCCCAGUGCGGAUUGAAGUACAGCCUAAAAGGACUUUUAUAUAGACAUUUACGCUAUAGCCACACUGAGGAAGGCAGAUAUGAGUGUCUUGUCUGCAAGAAAAAAUGUGAGAAUUCUGUAUCAUUAAUCGCUCAUAAAAUCUAUCAUCAUGGUGGAGAUAAUAACUAAUGCAUGCUGUGCACAGUUUAAAAUAAAUUUGUAAUCACUAA
Molecule: messenger RNA, 2444 nt
Organism: Dreissena polymorpha
Lineage: Eukaryota; Metazoa; Mollusca; Bivalvia; Myida; Dreissenidae
Product: zinc finger protein 260-like
Exons: 4
Coding region: 169-2403 (744 amino acids)
Source: RefSeq, a predicted model, not a curated record